UAGCCAAAGUAACGUUAUCUCAGCAGCUCGUAGUUAGCUCAACGUUAGCAUAGCGUUAGCAUAGCGGUGUUUACUUUUACCUCCGUCUUUUUCUUUUUCUUCUUCGUCUUAUUUUCAGUUUAUUUGGCGGACUACAAACCAACGUUUAAGGCGCAAUGCCGCCACCUACUGCACCGGAGUGUGUAACAUCAUGACUUUAUGACAACUGUCAUAAACGUUGUGUGACAACACAACGUUAUUCAUAAAUAAAAUAAAAUAAAUACUUUAUUAUUUAUAAAUUAAAAUUAAAAAAUACCUUAUUUAUAAAUAAAAAAGACUUCAUAUAAAAGUUAUAUUCUGGAUAUUAAACCCAUUCCAUUCAUAAAUGUACAUGAAGCUCUUUUAAGCUGAAGCUUUGUCCCCUGUCUCUAACAGUCCUUUGAUGCUCCACUCCCUUCCUAAAGCCACUGAACUUCCUCCUCUCUAUCAGCACAUGUUCAACACUUUACAGUUGCAUAUCUCACAUUUAUCCCACUCUGUCUUCUUCAUGGUGUUUAUAACGUGCCAUUGAGUCCUGUAUAUCCUAACCUUAAUCUACUGAAAGGAACAUCUUCUUUUCUACAUUUAAUCACUUCUCACUCUGACUGACGUCUGACUUUGGUUAUGAUUUCUACCAUUAUUGUCAUUACAAAUUUCCUGCCAAGAUGUCAUUAUUUCUGUAUUACUGAAUGUGCUCGACCGAUGUCUGAGCUCUCAUGACCGAUACCGAUAUGAAACAACAAUGAUCGUUGAUAUCCGGAUAAAAUAUUACAACUCAAUGUUAAAACUCUGAACAAAUCUAUAGUAACAGUAAACAAGCAACUGAACUAAAUGUAUGAAUGUAUACAUUGUAAGUAUACGUAUAGUUUAAUAAUAAUAAUACUUAGUGUAUAUACUGUUGAAGAGUUGAUAUAUUACUAUUUAACAUGUUCUAUAAGACAUUCAUGUGAGAUCAGAAUCACCUUUAUUGCCAAAUAUGUGAACACAUACGAGGAAUUUGACUCUUUGUUGCUCUCAAUGUAUUUACACAGAAAAAGAUAUAACUGCUAAGAACAAGGACAGCAUUCUGACCAAUAAAGGUGAAGAACAGACAGGACUAUAAUGUACACAGUGUGUGACAAAUAGGUGCAUAUUAUAAACUGCCCCAAUGACCAACAACUGAAGAUACAACACCGAUAUAUAGACUACAUGUAGUUAACUGCUCUGUAAGUUGUAAACUAUACAAAUAAAUAAAUACUUCAUGUGUAGUGAUGGAAUGGAUACACGUCUAAAUACAGUUAUAAUGAUUUAUAUUGACAGUGACGGAUGGUUAUGUACAGAUUGGAGCUUUAAAAACUGUAAACUUAUAAUCAAUAAGCACAAUAUUUUAAAAGUACAAAUAUUUCCCUCUCAAGCGUCGUGGAGUAGAAGUAUAAAGGAUCAUGAAAUAGUAUCCUGUAAUUUUACUUCAGUACAGUUUUUUGAGUAAUUGUACGUAGCUGCUCUCAAUAUUAAUAGAGUUCUGUUUAUUAUCAUGACGUGUUUGUUUCAGUCGAUGCAUCUUUAAUUUAGAUAUUUGAGUUUGGUUUGAAUGAGCCUCUCAGACGUUUACUAACGCUGGUAUUAAAACAGAAAUGUAGGGAGGGAGGUACUGAUUGUGGCUGGUAUUUAAACUUUUCCUCCAGGAGUUGCUCACCAUGGAGAACGGCCGGUUUGACAACCUAGAGGACGAGACCUUCCCUCCCCUCCCCCCUCCUCACUCCCCGGGUCAGGGAGGGCGAGAGGCCGGAGAGCCUUCUGAUGACGCGGAGGAAGACGGAGAUGAGUCCAAGCUGGUGGACGUUCCUGCUGCGAAGAGGAAAGGAGUGAAGAGGCCUCAACCCAAGCUGGACUCUCAGAGGCUGAUCUCAGAAAGAGGACUUCCAGCUCUACGAACUCUGUUCGAUAACGUCCGUUUCAAAGGCAGAGGGCACGAGGCUGAGGACCUGCGGCUGCUGAUGCAGAAGAUGGAGAACUGGGCUCACAGGUUGUACCCAAAACUGCAGUUUGAAGAUUUUAUCGACAAAGUGGAGAAGCUCGGCAACAAGAAGGACGUGCAGACGUGUCUCAAACGGAUUCGACUUGACAUGCCGCUGACCCACGAGGACUUUAUGGGUG
Messenger RNA from Anarrhichthys ocellatus (wolf-eel), 2154 nucleotides. It is a transcript of the gene tipin, whose product is annotated as timeless interacting protein. The annotation marks the transcript as partial. NCBI's taxonomy places the organism in Eukaryota, Metazoa, Chordata, Actinopteri, Perciformes, Anarhichadidae. Gene Ontology annotation, molecular function: DNA binding. The record is from RefSeq and is a predicted model, not a curated record. Gene Ontology annotation, cellular component: nucleus; replication fork protection complex. The transcript has 5 exons. Gene Ontology annotation, biological process: DNA replication checkpoint signaling; DNA damage response; replication fork arrest.